AUGUCCGCGAGGUUUGGAAGUUCUAAUACGGCUCGAUUUGUUAAGUACAAUGGUUCAGCACAAUCUACACCAUAUGGGCUGGCGGCGCAACAGCUGUUGCAGUCGAAUAAAGUUGAUGAACUUGACUCUAUAAUGGGGUUUGAUAGGUAUAUACCGCCUCAACAUGGAAGUGGUUCUGGUGCAGAUGGUGAUAGAGUUGGGUGGUUAUGUAAUAUGCAUCCCACGAUGGUUACUGAUGAUGUUAAUGGCGGAGGUUUAAAUGUGGGGGUAGCUGGUGUCGAUUUCUACUUUCUAGACGAGGAAGGUGGCUAUUUUAAGAGCACUAUUACGUAUGAUUCGUACUUUUUGGUGUCAUGUCGUGAUGAAAAUCGUAUUCAUGAUGUUGAAGAAUUUUUGAAGAAGUAUUUGGAGACUUGUCUUAAGUCUGUGGAAAUUAUUCAGAAAGAUGACCUUUCUAUGGAUAACCAUUUACUGGGUCUGCGGAAAACGUUACUGAAACUAAACUUUGCGAACAAUAACAAUUUAUUUGAGGCUAGGAAGUUGCUGCGGCCCAUAAUAAGGGAAAAUACUGGCAAUAAGUUACAAAGAGAUAUAUAUCAUUCUGAGGAUAACAUCGCCAGCCGAGAUGCUAAGUUACUGAUAGAGGAUAUUCGCGAAUACGAUGUUCCAUUCCACGUUCGUGUUUCCAUAGAUAAGAACAUCAGGGUAGGCAAGUGGUAUAAAAUAACAUCACAGGGAUUUAUUGAGUAUACUGAGAAAGUUGCUUUUGCUGAUCCUGUCGUUCUUGCCUUUGAUAUUGAAACUACGAAAGCGCCUUUAAAGUUUCCUGAUUCGUCAAUUGACCAGAUUAUGAUGAUAUCUUAUAUGAUUGAUGGUGAAGGGUUUUUAAUUACAAAUAGAGAGAUUAUUUCGGAAGAUAUCGAAGACUUUGAAUACACUCCGAGACCAGAAUAUCCAGGACAAUUCACCGUAUUUAAUGAAGCUGAUGAACUAGCACUUUUGCAAAGGUUUUUUGAACAUAUUCGUGACGUGAGGCCAACUGUUAUUUCGACUUUUAACGGUGACUUCUUUGAUUGGCCUUUUGUUGAUACCCGUAGUAAGAUUCAUGGCUUGAAUAUGUUUGAUGAAAUUGGGUUCGCGGUUGACUCAGAAGGAGAGUAUAAAUCCAGUUAUUGCACUCACAUGGAUUGUUAUCGAUGGGUUAAACGUGAUUCUUAUUUACCUCAGGGUUCACAAGGGUUGAAAGCUGUCACACAGGUAAAAUUGGGCUACAACCCUAUAGAAUUGGAUCCUGAGUUGAUGACUCCUUAUGCUUAUGAAAGACCUCAACAUCUAUCCGAAUAUUCUGUUUCUGAUGCAGUAGCGACAUAUUAUUUAUACAUGAAGUACGUGCAUCCAUUUAUUUUCUCGUUAUGUACAAUUAUUCCUCUAAACCCGGACGAAGUUUUGAGAAAGGGUACUGGAACAUUAUGUGAGAUGCUUUUAAUGGUUCAAGCAUAUGAGAAAGGGAUAUUAUUACCAAACAAACAUACCGAUCCAAUUGAAAGGUUUUAUGAUGGCCAUCUUCUUGAGUCCGAAACUUAUGUAGGUGGACAUGUUGAAUCUUUAGAGGCUGGAGUCUUCAGAAGUGAUAUAACCAACAAUUUUUCAAUAGAUCCGACUGUCAUCGAUGAAUUAUUAGAUGAACUUCCUAAUGCCCUAAGGUUUUGUAUAGAAGCAGAAAACAAGACCAAUAUAGAUGAGGUUACAAAUUUUGAUGAAAUAAAGCAAGAAAUCACCGACAAGCUUUUGGAUUUUAAGGUUAAUAACAGAAGAACUGAACUUCCAUUGAUAUACCACGUUGAUGUUGCAUCCAUGUACCCAAAUAUUAUGACCACAAACAGAUUGCAGCCUGAUAGUAUGAAAACUGAACGAGAUUGCGCAAGCUGUGAUUUUAAUAGACCAGGUAAAACUUGUGAUAGAAGGUUAAAAUGGUCGUGGAGAGGCGAAUUUCUUCCCGCCAAAAUGGAUGAGUAUGGAAUGGUUAAAAGGGCAUUACAAAAUGAGCUCUUUCCUAAUAAACAUAAGAACUCGGGAAAGAAGUUUUUAGCUUUCGACGAAUUAUCUUACUCUGAACAAGUCUCACAUAUCCGAAAGAGAUUAGCAGAUUAUUCUAAAAAAGUGUAUCACAAAGUUAAGGUGACUGAGACUAUAGAACGCGAGGCAAUUGUUUGUCAAAGAGAAAAUCCAUUUUAUGUAAACACAGUUAGGUCCUUUAGAGAUCGGAGAUACGAAUUUAAAGGAUUGGCAAAAAAAUGGAAGAGCAACUUGUCUGGGAUUGAUUCGAAUGAUAAAUGUGAGCGAGAUGAAGCUAAAAAAAUGAUUGUGUUAUAUGACUCUCUACAAUUGGCCCAUAAAGUUAUUCUAAACUCCUUUUAUGGUUAUGUCAUGCGUAAAGGUUCUCGUUGGUAUUCUAUGGAGAUGGCUGGUAUAACUUGUUUAACUGGCGCCACAAUCAUUCAAAUGGCUCGUUCAGUUGUGGAAAGGAUUGGAAGACCACUAGAGUUGGAUACGGAUGGUAUAUGGUGCAUUAUACCAAAUUCCUUCCCUGAAAAUUUUGAAUUUACUUUAAAAAAUGGUAGAAAACUGUUUUUAUCUUAUCCAUGUUCUAUGUUAAAUUAUAAAGUUCACGAAAAAUUCACUAACCAUCAGUAUCAAGAACUAGUUGAUGAUGUAAAGCAUAGGUACAGGACUUAUAGCGAUAAUUCCAUCUUCUUCGAAGUAGAUGGGCCAUACAGGGCAAUGAUACUACCAACUUCCAAAGAAGAAGGGAAAGGUAUCAAAAAGCGGUAUGCUGUUUUCAAUCCAGAUGGUACUUUAGCUGAAUUGAAGGGAUUUGAAUUAAAGAGACGUGGUGAAUUGCAAUUAAUUAAAAACUUUCAAAAAGACAUAUUUAAAGUGUUUUUAGAAGGAAAGGACCUAGAGAGUUGUUAUUUUGCUGUAGCUGCUGUCGCAAACAGAUGGUUGGAUGUGUUGGAUUUAAAGGGCGCUAUGUUAGAAACGGAGGAUUUGAUUGAUUUAAUUUGUGAAAAUAAGAGCAUGAGCAAGAAAUUGAAAGAGUAUGAAGGCCAAAAAUCAACCUCAAUUACAACUGCUCGUAGGCUUGGUGAGUUUUUAGGUGAAGAUAUGGUUAAAGAUGCAGGGCUGCAAUGUAAGUUUAUUAUAAGUUGUAGGCCUUUAAAUGCCCCUGUCACUGAAAGAGCAAUUCCUGUGGCAAUAUUUUCCGCUGAAAUGAACGUGCAGAAAUUAUUUUUGAGAAGAUGGUUGGUUGAUUCUUCAUUAAAUGAUUUUGACCCAAGAGCUAUCAUUGAUUGGGAGUAUUAUAGAGAAAGAUUAGUGUCUGUCAUUCAGAAAAUCAUAACAAUUCCUGCUGCACUACAAAAUAUCAAGAAUCCUGUUCCUAGAGUAGAUCAUCCAGAGUGGUUACAAAAGAAAAUUGCAAUUAGUGAAGGUAAAUUCAAACAAACUACAAUUGGGAAAUUUUUUAAGAAAAUUGAUAUUAUCCCUCAGAUAAAAGAUAUUGAGGAUUCUUUGUUUACGGCUGAUGCUCCAAAUACGGCGAAAGCAGCCAGGGUUACAAAAGUACGGAAAAGAAAAAGACAAGUUGAUCAAGCUAAUGAAGACCUAGUUCUUCCUUCUUUUAUGCCAUCUAUGGAAGAAGAUUACGUUGAAUGGCUGAAAUAUCAGAAGAUCAAGUGGAAAAUUCAGGCUAGAGAAAGACAAAGAAGAGAAAAGUUAUUUGGUGCUAGUAAUAGACCUAAUGAUAGGUCUGCUCUCGGGAAUAUUAUACUGAAACAUGCUGAAAGUUAUGCAAAUUCUACUUGGGAGGUCUUGCAAUAUAAACCUUCAACUGAGGUGGGUGUUGUCGAUAUUCAUGCUUUGAUCCAGGGGAAAAUUCAGACGUUGAAGCUUUAUGUUCCAAAAAUAAUAUACAUAAACUUUAAAACUGAUAACUUACCACCAGGAAGUAUCCAAAACUGUACUAUUGAAAAGUCCAAUGCAAUUCUGCCGAAUAACCCUGCUGAUAAUGGAGGCUCAAGAAGUUCUCUAUUCAAGUUAACUGUCCCUGAGGAGACCUUCUUAGAUGAGGAGAAGAAAACCUCUAGUAUUUUGAACAACGAAGAUUUGUUAGGUAUUUAUGAAAGGACUGUCCCUGCUAGUGAAAGGGCAAUCAUGGAACUAGGGACAUCUAUUAAAUUCAGUUCCACCGUAAUGGGAGCUUUAAGCAAAGGAUUGCAGCGCGGAUUUCAAAUGAAGAAUUUGAUUAGUAUUGGUCCAGAAAAAUACUUGCAGAAAUUUUCUUUAGAAAUAAUAUAUUUCUUACACUUGAAUACUAAUAUUGGAUUUGAAUACUUUAUAGUUUUCAAAGGUUGGUCUGAAGAUGUGAAAAUAUUUGUAUUAAAGCCAUCAAAUGCUGCUCAAGAUAUUGCUAAAGGAACUCUGGAAUCUACAUAUGUGAAUCAAUUUGAGAGCAAGAAAGCGGACUUGGACAGGUUCUAUGAUUACUUAAAACCUAAAUCGCGUCUAUCCUUUGAUGUCCAAAGUUUCACUGAAAUAAGUAAACUUUACCGCUCAUUGUCUAAACAUCUAGAAAAUUUGAGCGAAGAGAAAGGAUUCCAAAGCAUAUUAUUGUUGCAAUCCCCUUUUACUAAAAAACUGCAGAAGACUAUUAGAGUAUUGAGCCAGAUUCCAACUGUUGAAAUAUCUAUGGGCGAACUAAUUCUUCCAAAUUUAAAUUGGCAAACUUUGUUAAUCAAGAAGAUUGUGAACUAUAUCUUAUCUUUGGGUUCAUGGGUGUCAAAUUUGGUUUCACUGUCUAAAUACACUAAUAUCCCCAUCUGUAACUUAAAAUUGGAAAACCUUGGUUAUGUGAUCGAUAUUUUAUAUUCAAGAAAACUAAAAGAAAGCAAUGUAGUUUUGUGGUGGAAUGAUAAACAACCGUUACCCGAUUAUGGAGGUAUUCAAAAUCAACAUGAUCCCCAUAAAAUGCAUUUGAGUAUGAGUUUAGAUUCUCCAGUUAUUAAUAAUCCCGAAAUAUAUGAUUCAGCUGUCUUGGAGCUUGAAAUUAAUAACCUAACAGUGAACACUGUUCUGACUUCUACUUUAAUCAAUGAAGCCGAAGGAAGUGAUUUUGGAAAUCUUGACAUUGACGGUAACGCUCAAGAAAAGAACGCCGUGCGAUUUGUUGAAGAUGCAUUUUCAAACCUUUCGUUAAAUGUUUUGCGUUCCUUAUUGAAGGACUGGUGGGAUGAUGCCUUGGGGAACAAUUCUACAGCAGAUUCUUUAGUUCAUUCAUUUAUAAGCUGGGUUCAGUCUCCAGACUCUAAGCUUUUUGAUUAUACGUUGCGAUAUCAUGUUCAUACAUUAGCGAAAAAGGCCCUCUUCCAAUUGAUGAAUGAAUUUAGAUUCCUAGGUUCUUCUGUUGUUUACGCUGAUCGGAAUAAAGUUAUGUUGAAAACCAACAAAUACAGCGUUGACAACUCUUAUGCAUAUGGACAGUAUUUGAUCAAGGCCGUGAGGACAAAGCCUUUGUUUAGUUACUUGGAUUUGAAUAUCCAAAAAUAUUGGGAUCUGCUUAUUUGGAUGGAUCAAUUCAACUACGGCGGUUGUGCCUGUUUGAGAAUUGAGGAAAAGGAAAAGCAAGACAUUCAAGCAUACUCAUUUUGGCACAUCAAGAAUUUUUUGGCCCCAAUUUAUCAACUAGAAUUUGAUGACUGGCUGUUAAUAAUUCUCGAUAGCAUGAUAAAAGCCAAGAGGCAAUUUCAAGAAUUGAAUAGCACACAACUGACUCCAUUACAAAAUAACCAAGUUAAUGGAGCCGAUGAAAGCACUCCUAAAGAUGACGCUUUUACUGGAUUUACCAACAGAUUUAGCCAACCAUUAAUAAAAAGAAUUAAGAAGUUAUUAAAAAACCAACAAGAAUACAUUCUAGACCCCCAAUUUGUGGCCGAUUAUACAGCUACAAAACUUCCUGGGAGUUACUUGGAACCAAAAAACCCCCUUUUGGAAUUGGUCAAGAGUUUGUGCCAUAUAUUACUCUUAUCAAAGGAUCAUACUUUAGAAGUGAGAGCAUUAAGAAAAGAAUUAUUAAAAGUAUUCGAGAUCAGAGAAUUUGACAUAAUUGCAGAAUUUAAAAAUCCUAGUGCGUCUUUGGUUGUACAUAAUGUUAUUUGUGAAAACUGUUCUCAUAUCAGAGAUCUGGAUAUGUGUAGGGAAGAUCCUGAAGUUAUUUUCAAAUGUCAAAAAUGCCAUAGGACUUUAAACAAGAGCUUAAUAGAGGAAAACUUGAUUCAAAAGUUACAGUCUGAGCUCAAUGGAUAUAUGGUACAAGACUUACGUUGCGGAAAGUGUCGCAGAGUAAAAACAGAUAUCAUGUCCGAAUACUGUCAAUGUUCAGGAACUUGGAUGCCAUCGAUAUCACGGGAAUCGUUGGCAAAGAAUGUUCAGCUUUUUUACAGCAUGGCCGAAUAUUAUGGAUUUCAAUUACUUCUUUCCGCUAUUAGCGACAUUACUUAG
This is a messenger RNA of Eremothecium cymbalariae DBVPG#7215, 6555 nucleotides long. RefSeq names its product DNA polymerase epsilon catalytic subunit (gene POL2). The record is from RefSeq and is a predicted model, not a curated record. The transcript has a single exon. Gene Ontology annotation, cellular component: epsilon DNA polymerase complex; nucleus. The coding region runs from base 1 to 6555 and encodes 2184 amino acids. Lineage: Eukaryota; Fungi; Ascomycota; Saccharomycetes; Saccharomycetales; Saccharomycetaceae. Gene Ontology annotation, biological process: nucleotide-excision repair, DNA gap filling; mitotic cell cycle; DNA replication proofreading. Gene Ontology annotation, molecular function: nucleotide binding; single-stranded DNA 3'-5' DNA exonuclease activity; zinc ion binding.